AUGCAGCAAGUCGACCGGGCUUUAGGAUCAUUUGAAACCCUUGAAGAAUGGGCAGAUUACAUUGCCUUUUUAUCGAGAUUGCAAAAGAAUUUACUGCUUGGAACAACCCCUAAGUCGGUAAAAUGGAUCCCCAGGUCGUCCCAGGUAGCCAACCGGUUAGCUCUAUGUUUAUCGUCCCAAUUGCCUAAUGGAGUCCACCAAAAGACUCUCAGCAUAUACCAACAGAUCUUCAAUAGUUUGACCAUAGAAACAUUGGAUUGUGACGUGUCUAUUUGGCUAGCAGGAUUGCUUCCUGUGCUAUCGUAUUGUUCUAUUCAGGUGAAGCCACUUGUGCUUGACAUUUACCGCAACCAUAUCCUCAAAGACGUUUCCAGAGACCGAUUGAGAGCCAUUAUUAAGCCGUUGAUCUUAAGUUUGUUGCCGGGAAUGGACGACGAGAACUCCGAAGUGUUUAAUGAUGUCAUUGGGUUAGUGGACGAGUUCAAGCGGAAACUCCUGGACGAUAGUUUAUUUUGGUACUCGUUCUUCUUGUGUAUCAUUAGCAAUCCAGAGAGACGAUUGGGUGCCUUAUAUUGGUGCAAUAGACGGUUGCCCUUAUUCAAUAGUAUCCAAACAUCACCAGAUGGAGAUAAGAUGUAUACGGAAGAAGCGCGUGCAUGCUUGACUCCGGAGUCCGGACUUUUGGUCCGAGCGUUAACGGCUGCGUUGGAUGUCUCUACUAAAUACACCACAGUGAGCGACAUUAUUAUCAUUAGAGGCUAUUUCGAUCUUCUAUUGAGCAGAUUGUCCUUGGACAGUCUGGUCAUCAACAAGAUGAUCUUGAAAUCAGACAAAAAAAAGCUCAUGACUGCCUGUUGUGAAGUGACUUUGAAGAAAGAUAUGAGUUUAAAUAGAAGAAUAUGGAGCUGGUUAUUGGGACCAGACUCCAAGAAGAACUAUUUUGAAACCUACGGGUUGGACUUGUUGGUGGAAGGAAUCUUAGACCAAUUGGAGGCGUCAUCAUCAUUAUCAAAAUCUGAAGACUACUUGAAGAUAUGUUAUGCUUUAAUAAUCGAUAAAUGGGAAAUUAACCAAGCAAUAGCGCCAAAACUUGUGUUGCCGAUCUUGGAGUUUUGCUAUCAACAGCGUGAAAAGGAUACCAUUGUGUUAUUGGCUAGAACGUUCAUGGAAGGUGUUGAACUCAAACUAGUAUGGAAAAUUCUUUUGGAUACUGUUUUAAAUGGUCAAUUAGAAUUUGGAGAGUUUAUUUUAAGAACCUUUGAUUGUAAUGAUCAAGAUUGUGGACGAACAUUUGCUCCCCUUAUAUUUUACGUCUUUUUGGUUCAUGAUCCAAUUAUAAAUGGAUCUUGGGUUGCAUUAUUGAAGUUAUUUCUUCAAGCAAUACCCAGAGAUGCAUUUAUUACUGUUGAACUGACCACAGAUGUUUUUGAUGAUGAUGAUGCUGGUGCUGAUUUAAUUCCACAGAUUCAUAAAUACUUUGAGGAUUCAGCUUCAAACUUAGAUGAUAGUGAAAUAAAUAUGCCAAUUUCAAUUGAAAAGGCUAUUUAUUUAUCAACUCAAGCAUUUCAAAAAUUAAUAGGGAACCAAAUUGUUGCUGGGAACAGCAACUUGGAAUUGUUCAGUUUUUAUUCUGAAUUCUUAUACAUCGCACCACCAGGGAAAGCGAAGGCUGCAAGUUUGAUAUCAAUAAUGCUUGAAUCACCAGUAACAUCGGUUACAACGAUGUCAGAGGCUGAAAAGAGAUCCAACCUUCUAUUAGCAUUCUCAUUAUGCAAGAUACUUAACCAUUAUUCUAAACAUAUGGAGGUCCUUCAGUUAGAGAAACUACUAAGAAUUAUCUUAACCAAUCUUUGGACAGCUUUAACUUCCCAUUCCGCAAUCAACUUUCAAGUCGAAGCUGUUAAGGCCAUUUUUGAUUUGGAAUUGACUUUUGCAGCAGAUAAAAUCGAAGCUGGAAUCUUGAACAUGUUACGCAAUAGUUUGAAGUACCAAAGAGUUAGGGCCUUCACAGCUCUUUGGAAACAUUCCACAGCUUUGGCAGAAGGUGAAUCCAUUUUGGUGAGACCCUUGCAGCUUUUGCUUGAUAGUCUUUAUGAUGUUGAAGAUCAAGAAUAUUUGACCGUUGUUGACUUUGUUUCCAAUGUGAUAAAGAAUGGCUCGGUAAGCAGGUUGAUAAAGCUUAUCACCAACCCGCUUUUAGAUUUUGAGUUUCUCCAGCCAACAGUGACUUGCGUAUCUGAGUUUGAUGAUCUUGGUCAAUUUAGAUACUAUCUAAAGACUAUCUUGAACGUCAUGAAUUGCAACAAAAGACAGAUUAAGGAGGCUCUCAGCAACGAAUUGGUGGUCAUGGACAGCACUAACAAGAUGAAGUUAUUCAAUGAUAAUAACUGGAGUAAUUCCACCUACAAAUCUUUCAUCUACAGUGUACUUGAGAAGUACUUACAAUUAACCUUAUCGGAGCAAGUGGUGACUAAUGACGAGUUGAUUGGAGACUACUUGAACUGUACCACUGUUGCGUUGGAGUUGUACCAAUCGUUAAUUAUUGGAUCUGAAAAGGAUUUCCAUGCUCGUUUCCACACUUUAAUGAAAGCAUGUUCUUAUUAUAUUCAUCUUGAUAUCAGCUACGGAUACGAGGUAGAACUUAUUGAAACAAAGUACUUGGAAUGUAUAUUCCAUUUCCUUACGUUGGCAGAAGAAUUGAACAUUAAUCUCAACUUACUCCAUGUUGAAGACGAACAAAAAGAUCCUUUGUUAGUGCAGUUUAUUAUCCAAGGUAUUGAGAACACCAGAAGCGGAGUCUUGAUGGAAAGAUGGGUUUCGUUGCUCACUCGGUCAUUAUAUUUAUUUAACGAAUCUGUUUUCAGUGUGAUCUUUCCUCUCAAUGAUGCGUUGAUAAAGAAGAUUGAAAGUUAUUUCAACAAGAUCAUCAAAUUUGAAUCUUUUGAUGCCUUAACGGACGCGGAUAUGUCUAUCAAUAUGCUUCUUUCCGGUGUGAAUGACUUGCUUUCCAUAAGUCACAGCUAUUUGAUCUCAUCCAAUAUGAAAGAUGGAAAUAGUGGAAUUGGUGGUGCUGGUGUCGGCAUUAGAGGCAACAGCAACUCACAAAACGAUAGUUUUUUUGGCAAUGUCAUUCAAGGUGUGUUUCUGAUUGAGUCUCCGGCUAUACGAACAUCGGAACAGAAUAAAUUGUUCUCGAUUCUUUUAUCGUUCCAUGAUGCGAUCAAAAUGUGUUUCAAGAUUUGGAGUUGGUCAGACUCGAAGCCCGUGGCAACUGAAAAUGGACAAAAAUCAGUAGUCGAUUUGGCGCACAGAUUAAAGUUUAGAGCAAGAAAGUUGUUGGAACUGCUUAUGGAUUUGGAGAGACAAGAAGUCAUAGAGUGUCUUAUACUUGUUGAUUUAAACAUGAAGACCAACAUCAAGCUUUUAAGUGUUUUAGAUGGUGGAAGAUCCCAAUUAUCAUUGCCCUGUAUUUUUGACUCCAUUAUCUCCAGAUGCCAUCCUCAAACUUUAGAUGCUCCAAGAAUGUCAUCAAUGAACGUUCCUAUUUCUGCAAAGGAUGUCUCCAAUUUUUUACUCCAAUACAUUGAGUCUAUUGAUAGUGACACCAUCUCCCAGAUUUGGAAUUUUGCAGUGCAAUUCUUCAAGGAUGUUCUUUCCUAUACCAAUAUGUAUCGAGCUAUUCUUCCAGAAAUGUUGAAAAUCAUUAUGGCCAUCUCAUUGAAGUUGUCAGACAGCAACCAUCCCGAAGUGAAGAAGAACAAGAAAGAACUUGCCGAUAUCUUUCUUAAAGUGUUCAAUGUCAUUGCCAACAGUAAGUCAUUUAGAAAUUCGGAUACCGUUAAUGGUGGAGGUGGUGAGUUUGCUUCUGAAGAAUCCGAGGUUGAUAAUGUCUCCCAAGAAGAAGUCAUUGCUGCCCUUAGUCAGGUAGUAGGACAUGCUGAUACGAUCUUGGAAGAUCUUGAUAAGGUGAAUACCUUUAUUUCAAGUACCAUCCAACAUAUUAUUAUUCCCAAGAAUAAUAAUAAGAAAUCACAAGAAUUGACAGAAAAUGCCCUUAAACUAUUACAGUUGAUUGGGAAAUAUCACCCUAAUAAAGCAUGGAAGUCGGUGAUUGUAUCAUCAUUUUCAGACCAUGACUUUUUCAAUCAAAGCAGUAAUAAAAUUUGGCAAUCAAUCCUUUCCAUAUGGGUUGAUAAUGAAAAGUUGAAGCUUUCUGAACUCAAGUUUACCAUCACGUCGAAUGCUGCGACUAACCUUUUCAAUUGGAAUGAAAGCUCGGAAGAUGUCAACAAGAUUUACAACUUAAAACGGAUGACUUACUUGAUUCUUAUCAAGCCGAAAGAUUAUUUUUUGAGUAGUCUCAAUGGAAUCUUCGAUAUGGUUGAAGCUGUGUUAUCUGAAGAAUGUUCUUCAUUAUACCGGAGGGAGAUUAUUAACUUUUUAAGGGCUAUAACUUUACGUUUUAGUGAAAUGCACUUGUUAUCCAGAUGGACAGUCAUUUGUCAGCAAUUACUAAACAUAUUUCAAAGUAUAUUGGGGAAAUCACCUAAAGAAUUGAUUGGAAUAUCAACAGAUGAAUUGGCACUUAUUCUUUCUGGUUGCAAAUUGUUAGAUCAGCUUCUUGUGUCCCAAUUUGAUGAAUUUAACCUUCUUGAAUGGUUAUUUGUUUCUUGCACUGGUGGAAAUCCAAGUAUCACUAACAUCACAUCGGAUACACCCAAAAUUGCAUUUAUCGAUAGACUUGCUGCAGAAACUGAUUUUGCAUUUCUGAAAGACCAAGUCAUUACAAUAGAUCAACCACUGGAUCCCAUUAAACCCUUAUUGGCUGGGUGUAAAAGAAUUACGAGUAUAACCAGUUUGAGAGCGUUUUUCCAAUCUCUCAGUCUCAUACAUUAUGAAAGAACGUAUGGUUUAUUUGAGGUUGACUUUAUUGCUUAUGGCGACGACAUUCUCUGUGAUAUCGAGGCCUAG
Messenger RNA from Lizanozyma spartinae, 4971 nucleotides. RefSeq lists its product as uncharacterized. Gene Ontology annotation, biological process: Golgi to endosome transport. Gene Ontology annotation, cellular component: endosome; trans-Golgi network. The transcript has a single exon. The record is from RefSeq and is a predicted model, not a curated record. The coding region runs from base 1 to 4971 and encodes 1656 amino acids. Lineage: Eukaryota; Fungi; Ascomycota; Pichiomycetes; Serinales; Debaryomycetaceae.